GUCCUGGAAUAAUUUUAUUUUCCAAUGCAGACGAAUGACAGAACGAAUGAAUGAGUACAGUGAGGUGAUGAUAAUACAGUCAUUGUGAAUAUUGCUUCCUUUAUGUGAACUUUAAUGAUGUACGUAUUUUUUUUAAUUGGAUUAAUUAUUCAAAAAUACGCUCAUUUGUUUUUGUGUAAAAAUAUGUUUUAGACGGGUGUAGAGACUAGAGAGGGCGGAUCUUUCUGACUAUUUUUGAGAAAAAUCAUUGAUUGAUCUCAGAUCUGACAGGUUCGGUGUUGAAUCAUCAACAGUUCGAUCAAACUUUAAAAAGUACAGUGAAUGAAGGAAAUGCCAAUAAAGACAAUGAUGAAUAAAUUCACUUUGAGGUGUAACAAGGUGCAUUGUGUAUUAGAGGCUUCUAGUCAAUGGCGUCAUUAGAUGAUACAAGCUCACACCAUAUUUUAUCAUGGAGAGCAAUGAAGAUGCUCCCACAAUCCCAACGGAAAACCAAACGUCCACACCUAUCCCCCACAAACCGCCGACGAUGAACAACAACGAAGAACCGACGGAGAAAAUAAAUGUAGAUGAAGAUGUCCCCGUGGAGGAAGAUCUUUUGGCUAAACUGGAGGAAGCCAAUCGGAAGCUUGAAGAAGAUGAAAAAUCCUUCAACUCACUAUCAGCUUUACCACCUACUCCAGGACAUUCACGAAAAGGGUCCGGUUCGAGUGUCAUCUCCACAACAUCAUCAAACAGUUAUUAUAGUAACCAGUUAUCAUGUGAAGAUGAUAAUUUAAGUACUAAUACAGUGAAUCCAUCAGAAACAUUAUGGGAUGUUUGGGGUAGACUGGUCAAUGAUUGGGACACAGUGCGUAGAAGAACAGGGUAUUUAAAGAAUAAACAAUUAAAACCUGCUGGUGAAUUGGUAAGGAAAGGAAUACCAAGUCAUUUUCGAGGUUUAGCAUGGCAGUAUUUACUUAAUGUACAUGAUUCUCCGUCUAAACAUCUCUAUGUUGAAUACUUAAAGAAGACAUCUCCAUUUGAGAAACUCAUCCGUCGAGAUAUCGCCAGAACUUUUCCAGAUCAUGAUUUUUUUAAAGAGAAGGAUGGGUUAGGACAAGAAAGUUUAUUUAAUGUUAUGAAGGCGUAUUCUUUGCAUGAUAGAGAAGUUGGUUAUUGUCAAGGCAGUGGUUUUAUUGUUGGUCUCUUACUGAUGCAGAUGCCAGAAGAAGAGACAUUUGCUGUGUUAGUUAAAUUAAUGGUGGAUUAUCGUCUGCGUGAAUUAUUUAAACCUAGUAUGGCUGAAUUAGGAUUGUGUAUGUUCAAACUGGAAUGUCUCAUUCAGGAAUUAUUACCUGAGUUACAGGUCCAUUUUAAUGCUCAGAAUUUUUAUACAUCAAUGUAUGCAUCAUCAUGGUUUCUGACGUUAUAUACCACAUCAUUUCCUCUGGCCAUGGCAUGUCGUAUUAUGGAUUUAUUUAUAUCUGAGGGAAUGGAUGCUAUAUUUCGUAUAGCUAUAGCCAUACUACAGACUAGUCAAGAAGCAUUAUUAGCACUAGAUAUGGAGGGAAUGUUACGUUAUUUUCAGAAAGAUCUUCGAACUAAGUUUGAACAAGAUCCAGAACAGUUACUUCAGAUAUCAUAUAAUGUUAAAUAUAGCAGUAAAAAACUUAAAAAGUAAG
Molecule: messenger RNA, 1661 nt
Organism: Patella vulgata (common limpet)
Lineage: Eukaryota; Metazoa; Mollusca; Gastropoda; Patellidae
Product: ecotropic viral integration site 5 protein homolog
Exons: 11
Coding region: 449-1660 (403 amino acids)
Source: RefSeq, a predicted model, not a curated record